UCUGCCAGAGCUCGUGUGCUUCCAGAAGGGAAAGGCUUUAUUCAAGAUGAAAUCCAUCCUGAUUGUUGCCUGCCUCCUUGGGAUGGCAGUUUGUGCCCCUAAACAGAGGUACAUGGAGUUCGACAUCCAUCACGCCCCGGCUGAGGCAGUCCAGGCUAUUCCUGCUGGAGCAGCAGUGGGAACUCUGGAUGUUCUGCUCCCAGUUGAUGACCAGAAACAGCUUCUUGCAGGACCUGUCCGUGGCUUCAUCAAGCAGGAGAUCCUCGAGCCAAACGGGAGGGACACCAAGGACGUGUACAUCCCCUUUGGAUUUGACCAGCCAGCUGUCGCCCCUGUUGCACCUGCUGCUGCUGCCCCUGCUGCCCCUGCUGCCCCUGCCGCUCCCGCCGCAGCUCCAGCUGCUCCUGCUGCCCCUGCUGCCAAACCCAGCGGGGAUGACGAUGAUGACGAUGACUAAACGAUCGGACUCAGCAGGACGGCACAGAACAGGCGACCCAUGCAAUGAGACCAGGAGCUGGUGACAGAUGACCAGCCAACACUUCUGUUGAAGCCUGAGAGAUACGGUGCUACGGGUUUGAAAGGAAAACAGAGCAGAUGGAUGGAUUUUAAGCGAUAGGUGGUGCUCUGUAGAUGGUGCUUUGCUUUUCUAUGAAAUAAA
Messenger RNA from Acanthopagrus latus (yellowfin seabream), 658 nucleotides. It is a transcript of the gene scpp7, whose product is annotated as secretory calcium-binding phosphoprotein 7. The coding region runs from base 47 to 457 and encodes 136 amino acids. Lineage: Eukaryota; Metazoa; Chordata; Actinopteri; Spariformes; Sparidae. The transcript has 9 exons. The record is from RefSeq and is a predicted model, not a curated record.